Molecule: messenger RNA, 2316 nt
Organism: Exophiala spinifera
Lineage: Eukaryota; Fungi; Ascomycota; Eurotiomycetes; Chaetothyriales; Herpotrichiellaceae
Exons: 3
Coding region: 1-2316 (771 amino acids)
Biological process (GO): regulation of DNA-templated transcription; DNA-templated transcription
Molecular function (GO): DNA binding; zinc ion binding; DNA-binding transcription factor activity, RNA polymerase II-specific
Source: RefSeq, a predicted model, not a curated record
AUGGAGUCCGUAAGGUCUCCCGCUGGCGACCCCAGACCUCGACUUGAUCAUGCUUGCGUCCGCUGCUCCGAACGUAAAGUCAAAUGCGACAGGCGACAACCGUGCGAAUCCUGUAUGAGACACAGCGCAGAAUGUAUAUUCCGACCGUUACCUCCACGCAAACGGAGGAAGAAGCGCACGACCGAAGAAGCUCUCAUUCAGCGUCUUCACAUGUACGAAGAGCUACUUGAAAAGAACGGUGUCGACGCCAACACGCUGGCAAUGUCAACGAGACCCAUGACUUCACCCCAAUCGAGUCACGAAAGUUUCAGAGUCAACCACCCUGCCGACUUGAAUUCUCCAGAUAUGAGAGCUCUCAGUCCAGAAAGGGGCAUUACGAAACCUCGUUUGUUGCAUGAGCAUGGCCGGUCCAAAUAUCUCAACAGUGGCCUCUGGACCAGAGUCAUGGAAGAAUUCCGUGAGCCGGGAGAUGCAUUAGGUGACUCAUCCGAUGAAGAUAGUGGACCAGGCGAACUAGCAGAUGCUGCUGCUGAUGUUAUUCUCGGAUCUCUUGGAACUCCAGCCAGCGUCGACGAACUACAUCCACCCGCCGACCAGAUCAUGGAGCUGUGGCAAAUUUACUUGAGAAACGUCAGUCCAGUCAUAAAGCUUCUUCACGCACCGACGACCGCGAGAGCCAUCCAAAAUGCCGUGGUGAACCCCGAGAAAAUAUCAAGAGCCUUUGAAGCCCUCCUAUUUGCCAUCUACAGCGCGGCGGUGAUGUCGCUGCGUGAUGAAGAGAGCAAACAACGAUUUGGCCAGACCCGCAAGCAUCUGCUCUCACGAUAUAUACGUGCCACGAAACUCGCACUGACACGCGCGAAGCUGAUGGGGACCUCGAAUCUAGUAGUCUUGCAAGCUUAUUUGCUGCACCUCGUAGCUGUACGAGAGUUUUACGACAGCCGAACUCUAUGGAACAUGCUAGGUGUGGCCGUCCGCAUAGGUGAAGGCAUGGGACUACAUCGAGAUGGAAGUGCGUUGGGCCUACCGCCUUUCGAUGCAGAAAUCCGACGUCGCAUCUGGUGGGAGAUGAGCUUACUCGAUGAUAGAUCCGGAGAUCUGAGCGGCUACGGUAGGGUUUUCGUCUUCGAGGGAAGCACCAACAUACCCAAAGCUCCUGCCAAUGUCGACGACGACAAACUCUUUCCAUCAAUGACCUCGAUGCCAGAGGAGUCUACCAAAGUCACAGAGUCUCUGUAUUGUGCCUUGCGAGCCGAGAUGUUUUCGUAUUGGAUCGUCUAUGUAAGUCAGAAGAGGAAAGAAAGAAUGUCUGGAGAUAUCGUUAGCAGGUUGGAGAGCCCGGACGUUUUGAAGGAGAGAGACAAGGCGGUUGAAGAUUUCGAGCAGAUGAUUGAGUCAAAGUACGUGCGAUACCUCGAUCCCUCGCAGCCGCUACAGUUAUUGAGCAUGCUCCUUGCUCGGUCUGUCGUGAGCAAGGCCCAGUUCAUGAUACACCACCCCAGAAGGUGGAGUGGUUCUCAGAACAUACCAGAGUCAGAACGGCAAUUUGUAUGGCAAGUGUCUGUCGGACUAUUACAACAGUACAACAUGAUGCGUUCAAACCCUUCACUGAAACGCUUCUCGUGGUACACGGCAUACUACUUCCCAUGGCAGACGUUCAUUUAUGUAUUGGACACGGUCCGAGUGACUCCCCUCAUGGCAGGUGCCUCAGACGUAUGGCAAAUCAUUGAAGAAACGAUUGAGAACUUCCCAGGUCUGAUCAUGAAGAUCAAAGAGAUGCCUUGCGUCGCAGUGAGUAAGCUGUGCUUGAAGGCGUAUGACGCAUACGUCGAAGGGUUGAAGAAGGAGGGCGGGUUUGUUCCCAGGACGCCGGCAUUUAUCAACAACAUUAAGCAGCAGCAAGAAAGGCUUCAGCGGCAAAAUGCUCUGCGGAAACGGCCGGGAGGACGCCGCGAGCCGGCCACCACCGAGUUUCCUACGCCCCAGAACAGCACGCAGGGCCCGGUACGAGAGACUGCAGCUCACUUCUCAAACCAAAAAGCUAUGCACAUACCGGCGGACACUCCGAGCGCCUGGUCCACUGGUGGUGUUGAGUCCGUUGCAGCAACCAUGUCAAUGGACGUGGAAGGAGGACUGGACGGCACAAUUCGGCUGGAUGAGGGCAACGGCAUCGACAUUUUCGCCGAUCAAGCGAUCGACUGGUCGCAAUGGGAUAAAAUCCUCGGAGAUCCAACUCUGAUGCCAAUGCCGAUCAUGACGGAUCCCCAGGAACGAGACUGGCCCCUUGGACAGAAUUUCAGGGAUGAUUCAGUAUGA